This is a messenger RNA of Thrips palmi, 4740 nucleotides long. RefSeq names its product peripheral plasma membrane protein CASK (gene CASK). Gene Ontology annotation, biological process: protein phosphorylation; regulation of neurotransmitter secretion. Gene Ontology annotation, cellular component: plasma membrane; cell-cell junction. Bases 435 to 3368 code for a protein of 977 amino acids. The record is from RefSeq and is a predicted model, not a curated record. NCBI's taxonomy places the organism in Eukaryota, Metazoa, Arthropoda, Insecta, Thysanoptera, Thripidae. The transcript has 24 exons. Gene Ontology annotation, molecular function: ATP binding; protein kinase activity; signaling receptor binding.
CGGCAGCUUGCGGCAGCGUGCGGCACCGCGGCACCGCCACCGGCAGGACACUGGGAGUCUCUCCACGACGAGCGGCGAGUCAUCCGCGAGCACGCCAAGCAAGGCGACCCGAAGGGCCCAAAGGCGGCGUGCAGCGAGCGCGGCGCCGAGUGUGCGGAACGGUGUUGUGCGUGCAAAGCAGUGCAGAGGCCCUUCCGCGGGCGGAUAGGGAAGUGCGGGCAGUGCGGUGCCGGACAGCCGCGCCGGGCAUUCGCAGGACCGCGCAGGGCGCAGGGCGCAGGGCGCAGGGGAGAACCGCGUUGCGGGGCGCCAGCGGACCCAGUGACACGCCCACGGAGCAGCGAGGGCGCAGGACGCAGGACGCAGGGCGCCGCCAAGGAUACGGCAAGGCGGCGGACAGUGCGAACGACGUCGGCGAACACACGGCCGCCACCAUGACGGAGGACGAGGUGCUGUUCGACGACGUGUACGAGCUGUGCGAGGUUAUUGGCAAGGGUCCCUUCAGUGUGGUCCGGAGAUGCCUGCACCGCACCACGGGCCAACAGUUCGCCGUCAAGAUCGUGGACGUGGCCAAGUUCACGUCCUCGCCGGGCCUCAGCACUGCGGGUCCAGAAGAAAUUACAAAUCUGAAGCGUGAGGCCACCAUCUGCCACAUGCUGAAGCACCCCCACAUCGUGGAGCUGCUGGAGACGUACUCGUCCGAGGGGAUGCUCUACAUGGUGUUCGAAUACAUGGACGGGUCCGAUAUCUGCUUCGAGAUCGUGCGGCGAGCCAUGGCGGGCUUCGUGUACAGCGAGGCAGUAGCUGGGCACUACAUGCGGCAGGUGUUUGAGUCGCUGCGCUACUGCCACGAGAACGACAUCAUCCACAGGGACAUGAAGCCCCACUGCGUGCUGCUUGCCACCAAAGAGAACUCCGCGCCCGUCAAACUGGGAGGCUUCGGCGUCGCCAUCCAACUGCAGGAGGGGCACAUGAUGAACGGAGACAAUAUGAUGUCGGAGAAUAGGCCGUGCUUGAGUCCGAAGGGACAGAUGUACCUGAAAGCAGACUGUGAUGGGCGCAUCGGCACGCCGCACUUCAUGGCGCCCGAGGUGGUGCGCGAGCAGCGCUACGGCAAGCCCGUGGACGUGUGGUCGGCCGGCAUCCUGCUGCACAUCCUGCUGUCCGGGACGCUGCCCUUCCUGGGCACCAGGGAGCGCCUCUAUGAAGCCAUCUGCCGCGGCAGGCUCAACCUGGACGGGCCCUGCUGGGAGUACAUCAGCGAGUCGGCCAAGGACCUGGUGCGACGCAUGCUGGCCGUGGACUACCACCAGCGCAUCACCAUCCAGGAGGUGCUGUCGCACCGGUGGCUCAAGGACCGCGAUAAAGGCAAGGUGCACCUCACGGAGGCCAUCGAGGAGCUCAAGAAGUUCAACGCGCGCCGCAAGCUCAAGGGCGCCGUGCUGGCCGCCGUGUCCUCGCCCAAGUGGAUCUCGUUCUACUCGGAGCACAACUCGGACGCCCUGUCCGACUACGGCGAGGACGAGGUCACAAUGUCAGCCGUGAGCCUGGUCCUGGACUCGCUGGACGACAUCCACUGCCUCCAGGAGGCGCCGCACAAGGACCGCGAGAUGCUGAUGCCGCUGCUGGAGGACCGCCAGCUCCACGCGCUGCUCGAGUUGUACGACCGCAUCUCGUCGCAGCCACUGUCGCCCUCCAAGCCGCCGCCCAGCGAUGCGGUGCAGCGCGCCAGGGACGUGGUGGACGCCCUGCUGGCCGUCGACGCCGAGGCCGACCACCAUCACCAUCACCACCACCAUCACCACCACCACCAGCGGGCGCGCAUGGAGAGGGACGAGCUUCGGGACCUGCUCAGCCGGCCGCACUUCAGGGCGCUGCUGCAGGCGCACGAUGUGGCCGCCCACGAGGUGUACGGCGAGGACGCGGUGCGCGUCACGCCGCCCCCCAUGAACCUGCCCUACCUCAACGGCGAGGGCGACGAGCUGGAGGGCGAGGACGGCGACGACCCGGCCCUGGACAAUGUGACGAGGGUGCGGCUCGUGCAGUUCCAGAAGAACACGGACGAGCCCAUGGGCAUCACGCUCAAGAUGAACGAGGACGGCAAGUGCAUCGUGGCGCGGAUAAUGCAUGGCGGCAUGAUCCACCGGCAGGCCACGCUGCACGUCGGCGACGAGAUCAGGGAGAUCAACGGCCUGCCCGUGGCCAACCAGUCCGUCAGCUCGCUGCAGAAGAUCCUGCGGGAAGCACGUGGGUCCGUGACGUUCAAGAUAGUGCCGUCGUAUCGCAGUGCACCACCGCCCUGCGAGUUAUUCAGGAUAAAGCCCCCACCAGUCUUAGGCUCCACCUCGACGUGUCACGGCCAGUAUUGCAAAGAAAUCUUCGUGCGCGCGCAGUUCGACUACGACCCCUUGGAGGACGACAUCAUCCCCUGCGCCCAGGCCGGCAUCGCCUUCAAGGUCGGCGACAUCCUCCAGAUCAUCAACAAGGAGGACCACAACUGGUGGCAGGCCCGCAAGGACUGUUCCGGUGGAUCAGCUGGCCUGGUCCCGUCCCCGGAGCUGCAGGAGUGGAGGGCGGCCUGCUCCGCCGUGGAAAAGAGCAAGCACGAACAAGAAAAAGGUACCGGUCCCGGGUGCGCGUCGCACAGAGACGGCUGUGACAGCUCUUCAGUGAAUUGCUCAAUCUUUGGCCGUAAGAAGAAACAGUACAAAGACAAGUACCUGGCAAAACAUAAUGCAGUAUUUGACCAGCUGGAUCUGGUCACAUAUGAAGAAGUAGUAAAAUUACCAACAGCAUUCCCACGGCGGACGCUGGUGCUCCUCGGCGCGCAUGGCGUGGGCAGGCGUCACAUCAAGAACACCCUCAUCGCCAAGCACCCGGACCAGUACGCCUACCCGAUACCUCACACUACCCGGCCGCCAAGGCCAGACGAGGAGAACGGGCGGAAUUACUAUUUCGUCUCUCACGACGAGAUGAUGACCGACAUCGCCGCCAACGAGUACUUGGAAUACGGGACGCACGAGGACGCCAUGUACGGCACCAAGCUGGAGACGAUCCGCAAGAUCCACCAGGAGGGCCGGGUGGCCAUCCUGGACGUGGAGCCCCAGGCCCUCAAGAUCCUACGCACGCGCGAGUUCGCGCCCUACGUUGUGUUCAUCGCGGCACCGCUGCUCCACAACAUGGCUGACUACGACGGCAGCCUGGAGCGGCUGGCCAAGGAGUCGGACCUGCUGCGCCAGGCGUACGGCCACCUGUUCGACCUGACCAUCGUCAACAACGACAUCGAGGAGACGAUCGCGGCGCUGGAGCGCGCCAUCGAGCGCGUGCACUCGACGCCACAAUGGAUCCCCGUGGCGUGGGUCUACUGACGAUAGGCGCCGAGGGGCGGGCUUGCCCACCAGGGCUGCUGGACCACCUUCAAGGAGGAACUCCUGGUGGACGUGGACGACUGCUUCCGCGUCGACUGUUUCUAGUGCAGCAGUGCGAGUGCAGUCGGGACCUCCUGAAACGUCCUGGAACUGCUCCUCUCGCGCACGCGUUGCACCAGGACCAGGAGCUAGUCAUUCCUCUGGAGUUUGGGCUGGGCUCAUCUCUCCGGCCUCUUGGCGCCUUUUGGCGUAGUGGCGUGGUGGCGCCUUCCAGUGCCUUCCAGUGGCUCGGAAGGCGAAGCAUUUCAAAAUGCUUCCAGAAAGACAGUUGGACUGUGAGCUGACACACGACCCGUAGAUCGGGAGGGUGUCAGAAGAGACUGAUAAAGCCAUACAAGCAGCCAUACCAAACCAACCAGUAUUUUAAUUGACUUUCAAAGGAUCGCAAUUGAUCGACUUAGUGAUAUUCGUCCGCGCAGUCUCGGAUCGUGGCGUGGAUGGGUCGGUGAACGGCAUAGAGAGCCGCUACUUUUAAUGUUAACUUCGUUGUUGAUUUUUUUUUCGGAGGGACCUGUCAAACCAUUAAGUCACGGACAAAUCAGUGUGACUGUGACUUUGACAUAGUUUUCUUAAUCAAGCUCAAACUUUCAAAAAUGAUAUCUAGGACAAGAGAGGUGGACCUUCUUUGUCAGCAUGUCACCUCUCUACUCCACCCGUUGUUACCACAGUGGUUAUCCAUGUAGUACUUCCGGUAUAGUCAGCAGGAGCUAAGUUGCAGAGGGAAAAAACAGUAAGCACACAAAUAAAUUUUAUAUCGGCUCAUGUGAAAUAAGAGAAGUAGAUUUGAUAGGGUUUCUCCUAAUGGAAAACUUUCAAGAGACUUGAAUGAACAACUUUGAGAGUGCUAUGUUUUAAUGAAAGGAUUCCGUAAUAAGAAGCUGUUACAUAUGUAAAACGCACUCUCUUACUUGGAAAAUUUAUUUCUUCAUUGACACAAAAUACUCUAAAUAAUACUGUAAACUGUGCAUUUCUUCAAAUAUUAGCUAUUUCAAUGACAUAUUGGUAGUUACAGACCUAAUAUUUGUGUGAUUUUUUAACUGCUCAAAUUAUUACAGUGAUUGGUUAAUGUGAGUUUGAUUCCUAGAGAAGCUUGUCUUGUUUCCGUGACAUGAAAUCAAAUUGCGUACCAGGCAUUUUCUUGAGAGCUUUAUGUUGUUUUCUGGACAUCACACAGAGUUUAACUUUUACGCCCCUGGUGGUGGAGCCCUCUUUCAGAAAUAAGUUCUUUUCUUCCAUAUUUUUACAUUUGAUCGUUAAUGCUAGACCAUUUAUCCUAGUCUCGGUUUCUAAAAAGAAAGAACUCACAAAAAAU